AUGUGGGCCGGCGGAGAGCAUGUGGCGUACCUCCCCGACCCGGUCAAGCUGGCCUCCGAGGCCGGCUACCCCGCGCCAGACGUGCGCGAGCGGCUGGCGGGUGAGGCCGGCAUGGCCUUCACCACGCUCUCCUGCGAAGACGUAGCCUCGGGCCGGCUCGCGGGUCACACUGUGCUUGUGGUCCCGGGUGGGUUUGCGCCGCACACCUUCGCUCGGCUAGGCGAUGCAGGCGCCGCCGCGAUUCGCGAGUGGACUCGCGCGGGCGGCGGGUUCGUCGGCGUGUGCGCCGGCGCCUUCCUCGGGUGCGAGUUGGGUCUGCUCCCGGUGUCUGUGCGAGAUAUCGACCACGUCGGUGCUGAGGCGACGCCGUGCCGCGUUGCCUUCACUGCGGCCGGCCAGGACCUUCUCGGCGGGCCUUCGGCGCCCGUCAUUGCACGGUAUGCGAACGGGCCACUCUUACAGCUGCUCGAGCAAGAGGGCGGCGGCGCGGCGCUGCAGGUGCUCGCAACCUUUGCGUCGAGCGCUCGCCCGGCGGCGGUGGCGAUGGAGGGGUCGCCGGCGAUCGUCGCCGGCAGGUUCGGAGACGGGCUGGGGCCUUCCUGGAGCAGCGCCUUCCUGCGCUGGCAGCCGCCGAGGCGCGGCGCGAGGAAGGGCGGGCAGCUGCACGGGCGGCUGUCGCUCUACGCCGACGACGUCGCCCCUCCGCCAGAACCGCUGACGGAGGCCGAGGCGGAGGCUUUCUUCUCGUCUGGCGGCGCCACGCGCCCCGCCUGGGCGAGCGCGGUGUGCGACGCGGCCGCGGGCGCGUCGCUCGGUGCGGAGGCGACGGCGGCGCUGCUCUCGCGCGGUUUGGCGUGCGGCGACAUCGCGGCGAUGAGCGCGGGAUCGCUGGCGCGCCUCCAUGGUAGCUGGGUUGGCACGAUUGGCCAGAUGGUGCGGCUGCGCGCGUGUGCCGCCGAUCAGCAGCUUCCUCCCCCGCCGCUGCUCUCGCUCCCUGAGGACUUGCUGCAACGAAUCCUCCACAUGGCGAGCACAUGGCCCGGGGGCGACGCCGCCGCCAUGCCGCUUGUCUGCCGCCACUGCGCGCGGCUGUGCGACGAGGCGUGGUGGCGGCGGCUGCUGCAGUCUCGCUGGCCGGGGGUGUGCGAGGCGAUGGGCGGGUGUGGAGAGGGCGGUGCCGUGGGAGGCACCCGCUCCGCGUUCCUCCCGCACCUGCCACCGACGGAGCCGCGGGCAAUGCCGACAAGUUUCCUCGUCCUGUUGCCCGCCGCUCCGGCGCAGGCGUUGGGCGGGGGGCGGCCUCCCCUUGUUUGCGCCAGCCCCGUUCCUCUCGCCGCGGGCGCAGCAGUGUGCGAGGUCGCCGGCCGCGUUCGGUUCGCGGACAUCGGGCCUGGAGGCGGCGACGCGAGCUCAACACAAGUCAGGCUCUCGGGCAGGGCAGGGUGCUGGUUUGGGGACGGUACGGUGCGACUCGACGUCCUUCGCGAGGGCGCGGUCACCUCUGUCGUCCUCGACGCGCGUGCGGAGGGCAACGCUUCGCGCUGGGUGCGGCUGCAGCGUGCGCAAGCAAACUGCUUCCUCGAGGCGGUCUUUGUCGACGACGGGCCGGCGCGGAUUCUCCUGCGCUGCAGCCGUUCGGUCGCUGCCGGGGAACCGCUCUCCAUCAGCGACCUGCACCUCCUGUCCGGCCCGAGGCCGCAGCAGGCCGCGGCGGCGGAACCGACGUGCGUGCGCGAGCAUUCCACCCGCCCAACUAUGCAGGCGCUGGGCGGGAUGCUCGGCAUGCUGUUGCAGUCGAAGGACAGGGAGGGAGGCGGCGGCGUGUACUGCAUGGUGGCUUUGUGA
Emiliania huxleyi CCMP1516 is the source of this 1845-nucleotide messenger RNA. RefSeq lists its product as hypothetical. The coding region runs from base 1 to 1845 and encodes 614 amino acids. The record is from RefSeq and is a predicted model, not a curated record. Gene Ontology annotation, molecular function: protein binding. Lineage: Eukaryota; Haptophyta; Isochrysidales; Noelaerhabdaceae. The transcript is spliced from 6 exons.